Messenger RNA from Globicephala melas (long-finned pilot whale), 808 nucleotides. RefSeq names its product chromosome 3 C5orf47 homolog (gene C3H5orf47). NCBI's taxonomy places the organism in Eukaryota, Metazoa, Chordata, Mammalia, Artiodactyla, Delphinidae. The record is from RefSeq and is a predicted model, not a curated record.
AUGACGGCGGCGGGCCGUGAGCAGGAGCGGGACCGGACGCGCUUCGUCUACGUGACUCGCUUCGGCUCGCACCAAUGCGGCGCCGUCCUUCAGCUGGGCGGCCGCCGGGCUCAGGGUCUGUGUAGGCCCGGGCUCGGGGCCGGCCGCAGCCGGGAGGAGCCGCAGGCGGCUGUGCCGGGGGCCGCUGGCGGCGGGGAGCUGUGCCCCGGCUCCCCGCCCAGGGCCCCCGCGGCCUCCUCUCCGGCGCGGGCGUCGAGCUCGCGGAGCCGGCCUCGGCAGGAGGCACAUGCAGGUGGCGCGAAGGGCCGGGCGGGCGGGCGGGGACUCGGGAGGGGGCCCCCGGCCUGUGGAGGGUGCCGGCUGGUCAGCCCGCCUUUCCGUCCUCCUCGGCAGCCGUCCUGCCUGGGGUCCGAGUCUCAGGGCGGUCGGCUUCUCAGCUCGCGGCCUCCCUGUCAGCUUCCGGUCAGCCUCCCUCCCGGUUUAACCCAGAAGAAUUUAGCUAAAAAGUUUGACUUCCCCAUACCUUUGAAUGAAGCUUCCAAAAUAGUGAAGAAAAAGAAAAAGGUUUCAGUAUGGAAUGGAGUGUACAAAGUCAUUUCUAAAAUGCUUGAAGAAAAUGAAAAAUACAGACUUAGGCUGAAAUUAUGUAGUGAAAAUUCAAAUUACACAAAAUGAAUCUUCUUGUCAUCUUCUGGGUUAACCUAUUUUUGGAUCUGUUUACCAAAGAAGAUUAUGAAGAGUUUAAAGAUGGAACUUUAAACUGAAUCAUAAUUAUAUGUUAAUUUUGAUGUGUUUUGUUGGAAUUGGG